Molecule: messenger RNA, 163 nt
Organism: Paramuricea clavata
Lineage: Eukaryota; Metazoa; Cnidaria; Anthozoa; Malacalcyonacea; Plexauridae
Source: the annotation of a GenBank genome assembly
AUGGCUCGUAUGGAUCUAAACAAAUUAAAAGAAAAGUACAAUUUACGUGAACCCGAACGUGGCGAUCUUGAUGACACAGCGAUUGAGUGGAGAUCUGGAAAACCUGAUUAUGCUAAGACCAAUCUCGCGUUUCUCAAGGGUAAAACACAAAAUCAUAAAGGAG